This is a messenger RNA of Sinocyclocheilus anshuiensis, 1100 nucleotides long. Its product is annotated as pleckstrin homology-like domain family B member 1. Gene Ontology annotation, cellular component: basal cortex. The annotation marks the transcript as partial. Lineage: Eukaryota; Metazoa; Chordata; Actinopteri; Cypriniformes; Cyprinidae. Gene Ontology annotation, biological process: regulation of microtubule cytoskeleton organization. The transcript has 2 exons. The record is from RefSeq and is a predicted model, not a curated record.
AAACCCAUGGGCAGCUCAAUGGAAACCACCUUCCUUUGCACGAGCGGCCUCGUCCUGGACACGGCACUCUUGUGCGCUCUAUUGAGAAGGAUCUUCAGGACAUUAUGAAUUCUCUGAAUAUGGAUGAAGGCCAGACUUCCUCAUCUCAGCAAUGUAAAAAAGCCCGCCACCCCAUUCCACAGUCUGCCAUGCUCAACGGGAGCGGCCACAGUCUUGUCUCCCCUCCAACCAGUCCUGGUAUUUUGUCCGUAAGCUCCAGCUAUGAAAAUACCAGUCCUCCUUUCUCCCCCCUCUCCACCCCUUCUGUGGUUAGCAGUCCAGGGGCUUGUUUGGACUCCACUAAUACCCGUUCCACCAGCUACACCCACACCGUCCAGGCCCCGGUGCCACAGCCACGCACUUUUGCAUCCAAAGCCAGCAGUUCCAACGGAGGGCUAAAGGAUCAAGAAAGUUCCAGGCUUCAAAAAGCCUUGACUGAAACCCCCUCAAGCCCAGCGACAAACCGUAGAGGAUCUUCUAGCCCUAGAUCCAGUGUUGGCUCAUCAGUCCAAGAAACUUCUUCCAGUCUUCAGCCCCAUUCACGUGCACUCCUUCCUCCAGACAGUCCCCAGUCAACCCGUCGUGGUGUAGAACCAUCCAGCAUGCGUGAACUUCCUCCUCUCAGCCCGUCCACAGCACGCAGAGGUGUCCUUGGGGCGCCAGUUCUCCCUGGAGCUCUGCCCGGCGUUCCUUUGACCUCUCGUGGCCGGACUGUACCAGAGGGUCCUCGUCUUCAACGACGAACCACGGCUGAGGAAGAAGUAGGAAGUACGAAAUUGCAUGCCAGAAGUCCAUCUCCUGUAUCUGCUCUUUUGAAGGACCAGCCUUGCGGUAAGCAGAAGGGGGGUCUCUCCCCAGCUCUAGGCUCUCAGACAGGUGUCUCUCCCCUCACUAGUCCCCGUAACCAGAGAAAGAACUCCAGGGAGCCUCGGCAGGUUCAGCCGCGCACACGCGAACGCAAGAACAGCAUUUCAGAGGUCAGCGACAAAGAAGAAGACCUGCUGGAGUACCAUCGCUGGCAAAGAGAGGAAAGGAUGCGUGAGCAGGAAAUGGAGAGGCUG